This is a messenger RNA of Gloeophyllum trabeum ATCC 11539, 513 nucleotides long. RefSeq lists its product as uncharacterized. Gene Ontology annotation, molecular function: catalytic activity. Lineage: Eukaryota; Fungi; Basidiomycota; Agaricomycetes; Gloeophyllales; Gloeophyllaceae. The record is from RefSeq and is a predicted model, not a curated record. The transcript has 3 exons. The annotation marks the transcript as partial.
UUCUUCUCGACCAUCGAGGUCACUCGGCAAGCCUUCUACAGGACCGCUCUCUCCUAUGCCAUAGUCAACCUGAAACCAAUCGUACCCGGACAUGUCCUGGUCAUACCCACCAGACCCGUACAGCGCCUCGCAGAUCUGGACGCGUCCGAGCUCUCAUCCCUGAUAACCUCCGUCCAGAAAGUCGGCUCGGUCAUCGAGCGCGCGUACGGCGCUGAUGCGCUGACGAUCGCAUGCCAGGAUGGUAAAGCAGCUGGGCAGAGCGUCCCGCACGUGCACUUCCACCUCCUGCCCAGGAAGCUCCAAGGCGACCGCUUCCAGGAGAACAACGAUGAGGUGUACCCCGCGCUCGAACGAUCCGAGGGAUCGCUGCCGCGAGAUCUGCAGUCCGCUACGGGCGGGAAGCUGUCGGUGGACAGCGCGCCGAUCAAGAUGGACGCCGAUGAGGAAAGGAAGCCGCGGACGAUGGAGGAAAUGGUUAAGGAGGCGGAGUGGUUGAAGACGUUCUUCGAGCAG